Molecule: messenger RNA, 825 nt
Organism: Aspergillus luchuensis
Lineage: Eukaryota; Fungi; Ascomycota; Eurotiomycetes; Eurotiales; Aspergillaceae
Exons: 2
Coding region: 1-825 (274 amino acids)
Source: RefSeq, a predicted model, not a curated record
AUGCAAGUCCUCCUGUUAGGCGGCCACGGCAAAGUAGCCCUGCAACUGACCCCGCUUCUCCUCGCCCGCUCCUGGAACGUCACCAGCGUCAUCCGCAACGCCGAGCACGAGAACGAGAUCCUCGCUCUAGGCAAAGGCACCAAAGGCAAACUGAACGUCCUGCUCUCCAGUCUCGACGAUGUGAAAAGCGACGCCGAUGCCAAGAACAUCCUCGACCGCGUUUCCCCAGACUAUGUCGUCUGGUCUGCAGGAGCCGGCGGCAAAGGCGGACCCGCACGCACGCACGCCAUCGACGAAGUAGCAGCGAAGCACUUCCUGAGCGCCUCAUUCUCCCACCCGAGCGUACGCAAAUUCCUCCUCGUCUCUUGGAUCGGCAGCCGACGCAAGCAACCCACCUGGCUAUCGGACGACGAAUGGGCGGGUCUCCAGAACGUCUUCUAUAACGUCCUCCCCGCAUACGCCAAGGCCAAGCUCGAAGCGGACGAGUACAUGACUGCGCUGGCGGCGGCGCGCAAGAAGCUUGUUGCUGCGGGGGCCGCGCAGCCCCUGCAGGCGAUUAAUCUGCGACCGGGAACGUUGACGGAUACGCCUGCGACGAGGAAGGUGGAUCUGGGGAAGACAAAGAAGGGCAGGGCGAAUGUGUCGAGGGAGGAUGUGGCCAUUGUGGCGGAUGCGCUGCUGGCGAGGGAUGAUGUUGAGGGGUGGUUGGAUUUGUUGGAGGGAGGGGAGGAUGUGGAGGUUGCUGUUGAGAGAGUUGCGAGAGAGGGGGUGGAUGCUGUUGAAGGCGAGGAUGUGGAGGGGAUGGUGAGGAGGUUUGGGUUGUAA